Molecule: messenger RNA, 1531 nt
Organism: Chiloscyllium plagiosum (whitespotted bambooshark)
Lineage: Eukaryota; Metazoa; Chordata; Chondrichthyes; Orectolobiformes; Hemiscylliidae
Biological process (GO): interleukin-15-mediated signaling pathway
Molecular function (GO): interleukin-15 receptor activity
Source: RefSeq, a predicted model, not a curated record
GAAGAGGGUGUGAUUUUAAAGACAGAUAAUAUAAACUGAAAGCGAAAGUUACACAAUGUCCAUGAGCUGCCUUCGCAGCGUAAGACUGGUGGGGACGGCCCUGGGUAAUGAUCAUCUGAAAAUCUCCUUGAAAAAGAUCUGUUUAAAAAGGGGGGACGAAGCGAGGGGCCCCGAGGAUGGAAGGACUGCGACCUGGGAUUAGAAGAAGAUACUGAGCUGCUGCUGUCGAUCCCCUUCCACAUGGCUCGGAUUAAGCAGCUGCUUCUGCUCUGGUCAAUGUUUCAGGCAACCUUUGCUUUUAAAGGACACUGCAGCAAGCCUGACUUCAAAGUUAAAAACAUAGAUCUGAGUGAAAUAACGGACGCACAUUUUGAAGUUGGUCAGAGACUCCGAUUGAAGUGCCAAAGUGGUUAUAAGAGAAAGGCAGGAACAUCAAACCUCAUCCGAUGUCAGAACAACUCUAAACAAGCCAAGUGGUCAGAGCCAAAUCUCAAGUGCAUAACAACGCCUGUAGAGCCAACAUCUGUACACCCACCAACAUCGGCAGCUACUCCAGGAGCAUUCUCAGACCACUACACUGCAUCAACCAUGGACAUUAAAAUCGCCACAGAAACUCUAGCGAGCCACUUAUCAUCAGCAUUGACAACAUUAACUGCACCGAUUGAGUCGACAACAUUGACUGCUCCACCUGAGUCAGUUUCAGGCUGCAAUCAAACAUCCGCCAGCCCUCCACUCAGUACAGACACCAAAGGACUGGGACCCUUAGCUACAACAUGGACAGCAGUAAGGCCAUCAAGUUCCUCAACAGCUGAAACAGAAUUUCCAGUACCAGGUCUCUCUGACAGCACUCAGAAAGCAGCAGCUGAAACAGCAGUCACUUACAGUACUAAUGGGACGACAGGAACGGAGCCAAUAACCAGCAAGACAGCACUGGCAGAAAGAACAGUAAAUCCCUCUACAGCAUCAGAAACAGCCUCUGACGUUACUGGCUCUAUUGGCACCACAGACAUCAAUCAACUGGUAACCUCUGACAGAAACAUCGGACUAAUUGUCGGUACCAGUACAAGCAGCUUUACCAUUGCACUGUGUGCAUUAUUCUUUCUUUGGAUAUUUGUUUACAGAAAGAAAAUUAGUUGCAGAAGAUCACAAGAAUAUCACCCAACACCAAUCGAGGUACAGACAGUGACAAGUGUCAAUGAAACAGUGCCUUUACAUCAGGAAACAGAAAGCUGACCCUCAUCACUCAAUGUUAAAGAGGAUCAAUGUCAUCCAUUGCCAGCAAGAGGAAAUAUUGAAACAAGUCCAACAUGGAGCAAAGAAUGAACAUGUCAAGAGAUGUUUGUUCACUAAACUGAGCCAUUCCUUUCUUUUGUUAUUACUAUCAAUAUGCGCCUCUUUCUGAAACACUUAGAUCCACUCCAUCCCCAUCACCAUGGGCCAUAGAAACAAAGUGUGUCCCCCAGGGUAGGGGAGUCCAAAACUAGAAGGCAUAGAUUUAAGAUGAAAAGAGAAAGAUACAAAAGGAAUCCAA